CGAGAGAUCGAGAGAUCGAGAGGGGCGCGACAAGUCAUGGACAUCCGCAAGGCUGGUGGUGUCGAUAGAUUCAGCAGUCUGCCAUCGGAGAUCCUUGAGCACAUACUUUUCUUCACCGGGGUGAGGCAAGCUGUGCAGCUGAGCGUCCUCUCCUCAACAUGGAAGAAUCUGUGGAAGUCCAUGCCUGAUUUGUAUUUGGAUGCAAGAGACCUCCCUCCCACCGGCGACCAAAACUGGCGCCUCUUCAGUCUUGCGCGCAAGGUCUUGAGGCUCCGAACUGAGACAGUACGGAAGCUUCGCAUCGUGAUCUUCAUGAACAGAUAUCAAUCGAUUCAGAUAUCUCCAUUGCGGUGGUUCAACUACGCACAAUGGUGCCAUGCUGAUGAACUCACUCUCUCCUCUCUUCCAUACCCGUCCUCAUCACCUAUAUCUCGGAGAAGAAUAUUGUUCGCUGAUGAAUACACUGGCAUUGUCAAUUUUGGCAAGCUGAGGAGCCUGACUAUUCGGGGCAUACGCGAUUCUGUUAAUGCAUUCGAACCACCUUCUGAUGCUUUGCCAUUGCUUGAAAAGCUUUCGAUGAGCCACUGUAGUUUUGAAGCAAUCAAUAUUUCCUUUAGCAGACUGAAGGUGUUGACAUUACACUAUUGUUAUGCACUAGGAGGCAAUUUUCGUGUUGCCACUCCAAAUCUAGAAACGUUUGACUACCGUGAGAGUUUUUUUCCUGUUUGCGAAUUGGAGAACCAGCCUUCUCUCGUAGACGCGUCGAUUGAUAUCAGCCUUUGUAACCAGAGUGGGGAUGCUUUGCUUCAAGUCUUUCGAGCGAUUCAAAAUGCUACUUCAGUAAAUCUGUCUUGGAGUUCUCUCGAGGCUUACUACAAACAGCAACGUUCAUUUAGUUGUCUACCAACAUUCCAUAAUGCAAAGCAUGUGACGUUGGUAAAUAAUGGCCAGAGGAAUAUAAUGUUGACAAAAGAUCUGAUGCAGAAGUGGCCCAAUGUAGAGACUCUGACAAUAAGAUGAGAAGGUAAUGAACUAUUACAUUUUCUGAAACUAAUCAGUUAUAGUACUCUAUUUGCUUCAUUCCAGAUUUGAAUUUCUCUCAAUGGGCCUAUCUCAGGAGUGCUUCGGAUCGUCUCAAGAAGAUGAAUUUACAGCUUUAAAGC
Molecule: messenger RNA, 1163 nt
Organism: Phoenix dactylifera (date palm)
Lineage: Eukaryota; Viridiplantae; Streptophyta; Magnoliopsida; Arecales; Arecaceae
Product: putative F-box/FBD/LRR-repeat protein At5g44950
Molecular function (GO): protein binding
Source: RefSeq, a predicted model, not a curated record